Messenger RNA from Cyprinodon variegatus (sheepshead minnow), 2338 nucleotides. RefSeq names its product zinc finger protein OZF-like. Gene Ontology annotation, biological process: regulation of transcription by RNA polymerase II. Gene Ontology annotation, molecular function: DNA-binding transcription factor activity; RNA polymerase II cis-regulatory region sequence-specific DNA binding. The record is from RefSeq and is a predicted model, not a curated record. Lineage: Eukaryota; Metazoa; Chordata; Actinopteri; Cyprinodontiformes; Cyprinodontidae. Bases 70 to 1614 code for a protein of 514 amino acids. The transcript has 2 exons.
ACAGGAAGUGAAAUGUAGGUUCUAUCGCCCCGUUAUUUGUGGUUCUUGAGGUAAAUAUCUUAGGAAAUAAUGGCAUCUGAUCAGCCUCAGAUGGAGCUUAGUUGUAAACAAUUAAAUUUUGCGGAGGAAACCUUCACAGAAACGAAGAAAAUGGUCAUCAAGCAGAAAGAAGAGGUUGAUGAUCAGCGCAGACUGGUGGAUUUCAGCAGGAUUCCCCUCGUCAUCCUACACCGAAUAGACUCACUACAGCACCCUGUGAAGAAGGAGGAGGAGGUUCUUGCCGACCAACAGAUCUGUGACCAAGAAAGAAACUGUAGUUUCAAACAGGAGGAACCAGGCCCUCUGAAGAUAAAAGAAGAACAUGAUGAUCUAGAAUAUCUGCAUAUUAAAGAAGAAAAGGAUCUGUCCACAAGCCAUGAUGAAAAGCAGAAGGAGUUAAAGCAGGAGAUUCUGAACACUGAACCGAACAGAGACAAGCUGGUCUCUCAAGAUUCUGUUAAAGUGGAGAAUACGAAUGAGGAAAUAAGCAAUCCUAAAAGCUCAGAAUCAGCAGGAGAAAACGGUUGUCACGAAACUGUAAAGCAUGAGGAGGGUUUAAAACAAAAUGGAGACGAGAUUCAAAAUCAUGUACUGUAUUUGCAUGAAACGUCAAAUGAAAACGUUUCUCAAAAUGGUAACUUGUUGAUAAUAAUUACGAAUCAUCCAUUUGAAAAUCCUGUUUCCAGUGUGACCUGUGAACAAAGUUCGAGACCAAAGACCCAGAAUACAAAUAAGACACCGUUUACCUGUAGCACCUGUGGUAAAAGUUUCACACAAAAAUUUACUUUAACUGAUCACAUGAGAAUUCACACUGGCGAGAAACCUUUUUUGUGCACGAUCUGCGGAAAAGGGUUCAGUCGAAAAAACGUUUUAUCUGAUCAUAUGAAAAUUCACACAGGAGAAAAGCCUUUUCCCUGUGUGACCUGUGGAAAAAGCUUCAGUCGAAGUGGUAGUUUAAUUAAGCAUGUGAGAAUUCACACAGGUGAGAAGCCGUAUUCAUGUAUAACCUGUGGAAAAAGUUUCACUCAGAAAAAUCAUUUAACUGAUCACAUAAGAAUCCACACGGGUGAGAAACCUUAUUCCUGCAACACCUGUGGAAGAAGUUUUAGUCAAAGAUAUAAUUUAUCUAAUCAUAUGAAGCUUCACACAGGUGAGAAGCCAUUCUCCUGUUUGACCUGUGGGAAAUGUUUUGGUCACAAAUAUAGUUUAUCAAAUCAUAUGAAGCUUCACACAGGUGAGAAGCCAUUCUCCUGUUUGACCUGUGGUAAACGUUUUGGCCUAAAAUAUAAUUUAUCUAAUCACAUUAAGAUUCACACGAAUGCAAAGACAUUUCCCUGCAUGGUCUGCGGAAAAAAUUUCAAUAAAAACCAAACUUUAUCCAAUCAUAUGAAAAUUCACACAAGUAAGAAACCUUUUUUGUGUUUGACCUGUGGAAAGCGUUUCAGUGUUCAACAAAAAUUAUCCAUUCACCUGAAAAAACAUUCAGAGAACAAGUUGCAUAAAUGUGCGACAUGUGGAAAAUGUUUUUCUCAAGAACAGCGUUUAAAUAGACACAUGAAACUCCAUCUAGGCUAAAGGCUGUUUGUCUUUCAGGUGCAGAAAGUGGCUAUGAUUACAUGCCUACAAUUUAACAAUCUGCUAGCAAUGUGAUUGGAUUAAAAACAAAAGGACUAUUCUGUUUAUAGGGAGAUACAGUGAGAAAAAUAAGUAUUUUGCAAGUUCUCCCACUUAGAAAUCAUGAAGGGGCCUGAAGUUGUCAUCGUAGGUGCAUGUUCACUGUGAGAGACAUAAUCUAAAAAAAUUUUUUUUUAAAACAUGCCAAUCUAAUUGUCCGUCACCAUAAACCACCCCUGUGUCUGAUUGAUUUAUUUUGUUCCUGCCAAAUCUCAUCAGAAUAACCCGACUGAUAUUUUUACAUGACACCAUUUUUAGUCUGGUUAGCCUUUAGUUCCGAUUACUUAUAUUCACGUUAAAAUUGUUACUGUGAUUAAGCCUGUAGAUGUUCAAGAUUAUCUUCCUUUAAAUUAUUCUUGACAAUUUUUGGUUAACAGCAGCUUUUGAUCAAAAAGCUGAAUAAUAAAAAAAAAAAAGAAUAUUUAAAUUUGCAGUAUGUGAUUGAGGAGUAGCUGAGUAUUUAUUAAUUUGGGUUAAAAACACUUUGUCCAAAGAAGAUUUAAUAUUUGUAUUUUAUUUAUUUAUUUAUUUUUUUUUGAAUGGUAUAUCCAUUAUGUACUGUAAAGUUUGGGUAUUUCAUAUGUGUAAUUGGUCCUUUAUGAAUGAACCUGCCUCAUGUCUAUGA